GGCCGAGCAACAACGGGUUUAAGAAACGCUAAAGACGGCCACUUCACCUCCUCCAUUCUCCCCGACCGCCGGCUAGUCUCAGCCCGCCCGCGCUCCUCCUCUAAAAAAAGACCAAACUGCCCCUCGUCGAUCUUACUUCAUCUUCAAUUGGGUGGUCCCGGGCAGAGAUGAACAAAUUGUUGGAGUAUGGAAGGAAAGCGAUGUUUCUUGUUCGGGUUCUUUCUGGGCAUGAAGAAAGGAGAAUCAGAGCUUACAGGCUGCAGCUGCAACAGCGAAUGGAAAAGGCACAAGCAAAGAAGGCUGAAUUAAAAAGAGUCCCAGAACAGGUUAUCUUAUCGGAGGUUCGGCGCAUGGUAGAGGAAAUGCAAGCGCUUAAUCGCAAACUUGAAGAAACUGAAGCCGCCAUUGAGGAUUACUUGAAACCAAUUGACAAGAAUGCUCACACCAUUAUGAACAUGCAAAUUGACAAAGAACAACAACAAAUGAAGGAGAUGAUUAAAGCCAUGCAAGAACAGGCAAUGCAUAACAAAGAGAUCGCAGAGAGACAAGUGGAACUUGAAAGUAUAGAGGCACAGAAGCAAGCUGAACCAGAUAGUGUAGAUCAAAGUCCCCAAAUUCAAAAUAUGGUGUCCCGUCAGAAACAAGAGCAAGCCAAUUGAUGAUAUAUAAUCAUCCACCUCAAGGGAGAAUUACUGUGAGGAUACCCAACUUACUGUUAGAUUCAUAUCUGCUAUAAUAAAUAUCCCAUCAACUAUUGUCAGAAAUUUUGAUUCGUUUAUGAUGUUCCAUGCUAUCUUCUCUAGAAAAAUGCACUGUUGUAGAAAUCCAAGUAUUUAAAUGCUUCUUGAAGAAACCAUAUUCUGCUCACUAUUGACAA
Asparagus officinalis (garden asparagus) is the source of this 877-nucleotide messenger RNA. RefSeq lists its product as uncharacterized. NCBI's taxonomy places the organism in Eukaryota, Viridiplantae, Streptophyta, Magnoliopsida, Asparagales, Asparagaceae. The record is from RefSeq and is a predicted model, not a curated record. The coding region runs from base 168 to 659 and encodes 163 amino acids. The transcript has 4 exons.